GGUACCGAAAUCUCCUUCUUCCAAGAGACCAUUAACAAACUAAGAAGUUGAAGCGGCAAAACCCCAAAUCCCGAAUACCCGGGGCCUCAUCCGCCCAAACCGGCUUUAAAAGUCCAACCAGUGUAUCGACGAUACCAAUCCUGUUGGCUUGGUCAAGUUCAUUCCUGGAGAACCCAACGAUCACCUUGAAGCUUGGAACUCGAGAGAAGGCUUACCAGCAUGGCCACCAGCUCAUACACGAAUGGACAGACGUAUCCCAAAUUCGACGUUCUUAUCAUCGGAGGCGGUAUCACAGGCCUGACAGCCGCAAUUGCUUGUAGGAGAAAAGGAUUUGAUGUCACCGUUUUGGAGGCAACGCAAUCUUACACUCAUGUCGGAGCUGGUAUCUUGCUGUCCGGCAAUGCAGCCCACGUUCUCAUAGACAUGGGCAUGGAACAGGAAAUGGAGGAUUGCUCAACACACAUGAGGCGCGUAGUGUUCAAGACAUGGGACGAAGGCAAAACCAUGUCCGCACAGCACUUCCCCGACAGAGCAAGCGCCGCCGAGGGCGGUCCAUUAUGGCAAGUCCACCGGGCUGACGUGCACGGCAUCCUUCUGAAGAAGGCCCAAGAAGUAGGAGUCACGAUCAGAAUGGGUGUUCUGGUCAAGACUUACGAUUGGGACGCCCCUGCUGCGGUGCUUGAGGAUGGAACUGAGAUCCACGCAGAUGUCAUAGUGGCGGCUGAUGGCUACAGAUCUCGUGCGCGAGAGAAUCUACUCGGCAGAAAGGACGAGCCCCGUCACCAUGGCUAUUCAGCCUACCGCGCCCUAAUCCCUGGCAAGAUCCUUGCCCAGCAUCCCGAUCUACGAGAUCUAGUCGACCCUGAGCAGCAGACGAGUCAUUGUUGGGUCGGACAAGGCCGUCACGUCCUCGGGUACCCCAUCCGGGGAGGCCAGGACUACAACAUGGUGUAUAACCAACCGUCAGUCCGUGCCGUUGGCUCCAAAUAUGUGGUCAGCGUAGAUCCGGCCGACGUCCUGGAGGAAUACAAAGAUUGGGAUCCACGCUUGGUGGCUUUAACGAAGCACUUGCCCAAAGACGGCGUUUUGGAAUGGCGCCUCUGUGACCUCCACCCUCUGGAAAACUGGAUCUUCCCCGGCGGCAAGAUCGUCUUGAUAGGCGAUGCAUCGCAUGCCAUGCUUCCUUCGGCAGCACAGGGUGCGGCCAUGGGGAUCGAAGACGGCGCGGCCAUCGCCGAGCUGCUCGCCAGGGCUGACUCGAAAGCCGACUUGCCUCGGAUCUUGAGGACUUUCCAGAAUCUCAGGAGAGACCGGUGUAUCGACGUGGUUGAAAACGGUAGCAGGGAUGCCCGUAGUUGGCACGACAAAGACGAUCCUAAGUACAAGCCCACAAGUAAUUGGGUAUGGGUGUAUGAUAUCAAAACUGCCGCCAGGGAGAUUCCCUUGGCAGCUUAGGCAUGAAGACGUUUGUCGCCUUUCGAAA
This is a messenger RNA of Exophiala xenobiotica, 1483 nucleotides long. RefSeq lists its product as uncharacterized. Lineage: Eukaryota; Fungi; Ascomycota; Eurotiomycetes; Chaetothyriales; Herpotrichiellaceae. The record is from RefSeq and is a predicted model, not a curated record. The transcript has 4 exons. Gene Ontology annotation, molecular function: FAD binding; monooxygenase activity. Gene Ontology annotation, biological process: secondary metabolite biosynthetic process. Bases 220 to 1455 code for a protein of 411 amino acids.